Messenger RNA from Protopterus annectens (West African lungfish), 2847 nucleotides. RefSeq names its product phosphoglucomutase 1 (gene PGM1). The transcript is spliced from 11 exons. Gene Ontology annotation, biological process: carbohydrate metabolic process. The coding region runs from base 94 to 1782 and encodes 562 amino acids. Gene Ontology annotation, molecular function: phosphoglucomutase activity; magnesium ion binding. The record is from RefSeq and is a predicted model, not a curated record. Gene Ontology annotation, cellular component: cytosol. NCBI's taxonomy places the organism in Eukaryota, Metazoa, Chordata, Ceratodontiformes, Protopteridae.
UUGAAGUCUCGCCCCUCCACAGUGUUCCUCACUGGCAAGGACAAGCAAGGAAAGACUGUACGGAAGUUUACUUAGUAACGUCCUCCUGCAGUGAUGGUGAAAAUUGUUACUGUCAAAACUAAACCUUACACCGAUCAGAAGCCCGGUACUAGCGGGCUCCGGAAACGGGUAACGGUUUUCCAGAACAGUGCUCAUUAUGCUGAAAAUUUCAUCCAGAGCAUUAUUUCAACCAUCGACCCGUCCGAAAGACAAGAAGGGACGCUUGUGGUGGGAGGCGAUGGAAGAUUUUAUUUAAAGGAGUCAAUCAAGCUCAUCAUAGGGAUUGCUGCUGCAAACGGGAUUGGACGUUUAGUAAUUGGACAAAAUGGAAUUUUGUCAACUCCAGCAGUAUCGUGCAUUACUAGAAAAAUCAAGGCUAUUGGUGGUAUCAUCUUGACAGCAAGCCACAAUCCUGGUGGUCCCAGUGGAGACUUUGGUAUUAAAUUCAAUACUUCCAAUGGAGGUCCAGCCCCUGAAGCCAUUACUGACAAGAUUUUCCAGAUCAGUAAAACCAUUGAAGAAUAUGCUAUCUGCCCAGAUUUGGAAGUGGAUCUUGGCACCCUUGGAAAACAGCAGUUUGAUUUGGAGAAUAAGUUUAAGCCAUUUACAGUUGAGAUCAUCGAUCCUGUGGAAGCCUAUGGCAAUAUGUUACGGAACAUCUUUGACUUUAGCAUACUCAAGGAGUUGCUCUCUGGACCAAACCGCUGGAAGAUUAGGAUAGAUGCCAUGCAUGGAGUUAUGGGACCUUAUGUAAAGAAAAUUCUGUGUGAAGAACUAGGUUCUCCGGCAAACUCUGCUGUUAACUGUGUACCUUUGGAAGAUUUUGGCGGACAUCAUCCUGACCCAAACUUGACAUAUGCCGCUGACUUGGUGGAGACCAUGAAGACUGGGGAGUAUGACUUUGGAGCUGCAUUUGAUGGAGAUGGUGAUCGUAAUAUGAUUCUUGGAAAGAAUGGAUUCUUUGUAAACCCAUCAGACUCUGUAGCUGUGAUUGCAGCCAAUAUCUUCACUAUUCCGUAUUUCCAGCAAACUGGAGUCCGUGGAUUUGCUCGGAGUAUGCCUACCAGUGGGGCCUUGGAUAGGGUGGCACGAGCUACGAAGAUUGCACUUUAUGAAACUCCAACAGGCUGGAAGUUUUUUGGAAAUUUAAUGGAUGCAAAUAAAUUAUCUCUGUGUGGAGAAGAGAGCUUUGGCACAGGUUCUGAUCAUAUCCGAGAGAAAGAUGGAUUGUGGGCUGUUUUGGCUUGGUUGUCAAUCAUUGCUGUACGUAAGCAAAGUGUGGAGGAGAUUCUAAAAGAUCACUGGCAGAAAUUUGGAAGAAAUUUCUUUACAAGGUAUGACUAUGAAGAGGUGGAUGCAGAAGCAGCCAGUAAAAUGAUGGCAGAUCUCGAGUCUAUGAUGUUGGAUCGUUCCUUUAUUGGGCAGAAGUUCAGUGCUGGUGACAAGGUGUAUGUUGUAGAUAAGGCUGACAACUUUGAAUACAGUGACCCUGUGGAUGGAAGCAUCUCAAGAAAUCAGGGUCUGAGGAUAAUUUUUACUGAUGGAUCUCGCAUCAUCUACCGGCUGAGUGGUACAGGCAGUGCUGGUGCAACAAUCAGGCUAUACAUAGACAGUUAUGAAAAGGACGUCUCAAAGAUAUAUCAGGAACCACAGGUGAUGCUGGGUCCCCUUGUUACUAUCGCACUGAAGAUAUCACAGCUGCAUGAAAGAACAGGACGCAGUGGCCCUACCGUUAUAACAUAAACCUGCUUAACUUAAAUGCAGGAAGCCAACGCCUCUCUCUCCAGUGAACGCAUUUUGGAGUAUAAUGAAUUUAUUGACCCCUGUCUUCCUUUAAUAUGCAGAUUCUAAUUUAACCAUGGAUGCAGUAACAUGUUUAAAAAGUGUACAAGCAGUGUUUAUAGAUAAUGUUUACAUAAGUUAUUCUACUGGAAACAUUUCCAAUUUUAAAUAUCGGAGAGUACUGCUAAAGACACGGUUUACUGUAUUGGGUAUUGAUCCCUAAUGUUUGUAGAAAACAUAAAACUGAAGAUAACUGGACUCAGCUUUUGUUUUCUUCUCUACUGGUAUGUUAGAAUAGCCUAGAUUUUGAUGCUGCAUAUUACUGCCUUGUAUUUAUUCCGAGUUUACAUUUGCAUUAUUAUGCAAGAUGGAUUUAGGCACAUUUUCACUGUAAACAUAUUGUAUUCUUGAAUGUGAUAUAAAUAAUUGGUUCAUUCUUUAUGCAGCUUAUAAUAAGUUGCACAGCAUGUGUUGGAGCAAGCGGUGUAAACAAACUGCUGUUAUUUGGCUACACCACUGCUGUCACUACUGGAAUUUGCUGCCCACAUCACUGUGCAACAUUUAUGAAGAGAUACAGUUCUUAAAUCUUUUAACAGAUUUCUUGGUCAGGACAUUGUUUCAUUAACAUAGUCAGUGUACAAGUCUGUUUGUUAAUCUCUAUAAAUUGACAGCAGUACUGUCUUUACCAUGCCAGUUUUUUUUGUUUAAAUGUGUGAUCUCUACUGAAUGAUCUGUCCAGUAUUUUUUUGGAUACUUGAUUUCCAAAUCAUGAAAGCAGAGCAGUAGCGUACAGUCUCUUGGGUAUAAAUGGGAGAAAUAUUGUUAUCCCCAGGAAACAAAAACAGUUCAUAAGCAGCCUGUCAGUCAACUAUUUGGGUUUCGUAUGUAAAAGGAAAAGUGUUUACACUGUUUUGUACUUUAACAGUAUGCUCCAUUGCAGUCCAUGAAAAUGUAUAGUAUACAGCAUUUGUCAUAAUCAAAGUCUUACCUUAUUCCCCAAUAAACUGUCAUCCUUGUAAACAGUUA